This is a messenger RNA of Daldinia decipiens, 1086 nucleotides long. RefSeq names its product NAD(P)-binding protein. The transcript has 5 exons. The record is from RefSeq and is a predicted model, not a curated record. The coding region runs from base 1 to 1086 and encodes 361 amino acids. Lineage: Eukaryota; Fungi; Ascomycota; Sordariomycetes; Xylariales; Hypoxylaceae.
AUGAGUGGCAUGCUCUACCAAGCCUACAUGAAAUGGCACCCCAUCCCUCUCCCACCGGCCGACAGCUUCAAAGACCAAGCCGUCCUAGUAACCGGCGGAACCAGCGGCCUAGGUCUCGCAGCCGCCGUGCACUUCGUCAACCUAGGCGCAUCCGAAGUCAUAAUAACAAGCCGCGACGCAUCUCGCGCCAAAGCCGCUCUCGAAACCAUAGAAAAGGAGACAAAGGGUCGCAGUAGAGAUCGCGUCCGCGUCUUAGAUCUCGACAUGAGCCGCUAUGCCUCGGUCGUCGCGUUCGCGCAGGAAGUUAAGAAAGUCAGGGCGGGAAAGGGGGGCAUCGACUUCGCGGUGUUGAAUGCCGGUAUUGUUAGCAUGGAGUUUAUGCUUGGCGAGGAAGGAUGGGAUCAGAACAUCCAAACCAACGCCUUAAGCACAGCGCUCCUAGGCUUUCUCCUCCUGCGGUGGAUGAAGACGGAGCGUCCUAACCGCUCAACGCCCGCACAUCUAGCCGCGGUCGGGUCAUCACAGCACUUAGCCCCAAACAUCAAAGACUGGACAAAAUGGGCCUCAGAAACCGGCAUCCUGGAGCACUUCAACAAACCCGAGAACUGGCCAGGGUCUAACUCCAUGUACGGCGCCACCAAGCUUCUGGCGCAAUAUGCCGUAAACGAGCUGGCCCAGAUGGCACUGGGUCCGGAUGGACGCCCAGAAGUCAUCAUAAACACCAUGUGCCCCGGUAUCGUGAGGUCUGACUUGCCGCGACAGUUCAUAGACCAGAGCGUAGGCUACCGCAUCUUCAUCGCGAUAUACCUCGGCAUAUUCGGCAAGACUCCCGAGAACGGCGCGAGGACGUACCUGGCGACCGGGUUGACUAAGGAGAACGAACAUGUUCGGCUAGCUGACAUCAUGUGGUUCAACGUACAGGGCAAAUAUAUCCGGUUCUACGGUUCCGAGGCCGAGUAUCGAAAAAAAGCAGAUAUAUUAUUGACAGGAGAGGCUGGCAGGGAAAUGCAAGCUCAAGUCUGGUCAGAGAUGAAGGCUGACUUGAUCGCCAAAAUUCCUAACGCGAAGGAAGUGUUAGGAUUAUAG